Messenger RNA from Anoplophora glabripennis (Asian longhorned beetle), 1585 nucleotides. Its product is annotated as vitamin K-dependent protein C. The annotation marks the transcript as partial. The transcript has 3 exons. Lineage: Eukaryota; Metazoa; Arthropoda; Insecta; Coleoptera; Cerambycidae. The record is from RefSeq and is a predicted model, not a curated record. Gene Ontology annotation, biological process: proteolysis. Gene Ontology annotation, molecular function: serine-type endopeptidase activity.
UUAGUUUCGAGAAAAUUCGUCGCCACCGCCGCCCACUGCAUAAUUUCAGCCGGCUUAAAGGACAUCCUCGUUUAUUUGGGAGAACUUGAUACCCAGGACACGGGAAAAGUUGCAGAGCCAGCCCCAGCUGAACUGCAUAGGGUUCGAAAACGGAUAGUUCAUCCCAAGUUUCAGUUUAGAGCCACCCAACCAGAUAGGUUCGACGUGGCUCUGCUGGAGUUUGUGACCGAAGCUGGGUACGCCCUCCAUAUAACUCCCAUCUGCUUACCCGAUUCGGAUUUAACACUGACUGGAAGAACCGCCGUGGUAGCCGGUUGGGGAAAAAUUCAACCUUCGAACGAACUCAUGGGUACCAAUGUUCUAAGAAGUGCUAAAGUUCCUAUUUUAGAUAUUAGAGAGUGUAUGACGUGGCACCGGAUAAAGCAGAUUACUGUGGAUCUGCGUGAAGAGAUGCUUUGCGCGGGCCACGAGAAUGGCAAACACGAUGCUUGUCUAGGGGAUUCAGGAGGGCCGCUUAUCGUUCUCGAGAGGGGCCGUUGGACGCUGGCCGGCAUCACAAGUGCGGGGUUCGGGUGUGGGGAACCCCACCAGCCCGGAAUAUACCACAAGGUGCCCGUCACGUCGGAUUGGAUCAAGUCUGUUAUAAACAAUACGUAAUUAAUCACAAGCUUAAUUACGUACGUUAGAAUAAUUUAUCUGUUUCAUCGUUAUCGCUUUAUUAAUUUUCUUAUGUUACACUUAUGGAAUAGUUUAUCAAUUUAACAGAAAAUAUCAAAACCAGUAACUUAACGUGAAUGUCAGUAAUAAAAGUAUCGUUAUCAGGGGAAACAGAUUAUGCCAAUUUAGUUUAUUAUUAUUUAAUUACAGAUUUAUUUACAGAACCGAUCAUGAAGAAGUCAACAUUUGUUUGAAAUAAUAACGUCGUUGGUUUUAAUUUUCCAUUUCUUUUAUAAAAACUAAAGUAACUGAUCCGUAAAUUAGUUUAUUGUCUUCCAAAGUGCCGAUAGAAGUUAGUAGACACCAAGUAAACAUAAAAAAAGUAAAAAUGUUGAUGUUUGUCAGAUGUAUAAAUUCACCAUGACCACAAAUUAAUGUAUUGUAGUUUAAUGAGGUAUUAAAGACGAGCAAAGAAAGCGAUACACAAGGCGAGAGAGACAACCUAAGUCAUCAAACUCUCAUUUUAUUUAAAAGUAUAUACCAGUAAAAUAAUUUUUGCAUAUAUCAGUAUUUUGCAAAAAAAUCAACUUGAUUGCUAGAGAAUAUGAUCUCCUAAAAUUAGUCCAGAUUUAAUAUCUAAUAAUUUACAUUAGCUGAUAUAAAAGACCAAAUAAUUGGAAUACGCAUGUACGUGGUCACCUUUCUCUAAUUAUUUCGUUUCUAAGUAACAAAGGUAACUGGAAAAAUCGGUCUGUAAACAUAAUUACUAUUUUUGCUUGAAAGAUGUAUAAGCUUAAUUGAGUAAUUAUUAACAAGGUGCUAAUGGAUACGAAUUGCUAAUAUUUUUGUGUCAAAAUAAAAGAGUUUGUAUCCUACUCUAAUGUAUUUAUUAUUUAUGAUAUAUUAAUGUGAUUUGUUUAGUUAUAGA